This is a messenger RNA of Microthlaspi erraticum, 864 nucleotides long. NCBI's taxonomy places the organism in Eukaryota, Viridiplantae, Streptophyta, Magnoliopsida, Brassicales, Brassicaceae. The record is from the annotation of a GenBank genome assembly.
AUGUGUAUGAAGACAGAGUUCUUAUUUCUUACAAUUUUGAACUCUGGGCCAAAACAUCCGCGGGCUAGUCUUGAUGUCUUCCUCCGACCUUUGAUUGAAGAGUUAAAAGAAUUGUGGUCUACAGGAGUCGAGGCUUAUGAUAUAUCCCUGAAUAAAAAUUUUAAUCUAAAAGCAGUGCUGCUAUGGACAAUCAGCGAUUUUCCAGCUUAUGGCAUGUUGUCAGGAUGGACGACACAUGGUAGAUUAGCUUGCCCAAUUUGCAUGGAGGAUACAAAGGCUUUUCAACUGCCAAAUGGAAGGAAGACGUGUUGGUUUGAUUGUCACAGGAGGUAUCUUCCGCAUGGUCAUCAGUUAAGGAAAAACAAAACAAGUUUUUUGAAGGGAAAACAUGCUAUAAGAGACUAUCCGCCUCAAUCUCUUACCGGUGAGCAAGUUUUGUAUGAGCGAAUAAGACAAGUUAAUCCGCUGAAAACAUCAGAUUGCGGUGGAAAUGGUCAUGAAGUAAAACAACGAGGAUACGGAGAUUGGCAUAAUUGGCACAAAGAAAGUAUAUUUUGGGAAUUGCCGUAUUGGACAGACCUCAAUCUACGGCAUAAUCUUGAUGUGAUGCAUAUAGAGAAGAAUUUUUUUGAUAACAUCAUGAAUACCAUUAUGAAUGUUAAAGACAGAUCGAAGGACACGGUUAAGUCAAGGUUAGAUGUCGCACGUUUUUGCGACAGGAAAGAGGUACAUGUGGACAAUCAAGGCAAAGCUCCAUUUCCUAAUUUCAGAUUGACUCAGCCAGCGAAAGAAGCGCUUCUGAAAUGUGUAAAAAACGAUGUUAAAUUUACAAGGAGGGAAAUUUUCCGGCAUGAAGAGUCAUGA